GACAACAUCUGUCUGUCCUAGUCGGUCCUAGUUGUACUUGAACUUGACUGUAAAACGCACGACCGACCAAAAUUAAUUAAUUGCGAUACUUUUUGUUAAACGCGAAAAAUAGAAAACUUUUAAAAGUAUAUUUGUCCUACGAACUCUACAAUUUUUAUUAUUUACGAUUGAUCGUGUUCUUAUUGCAGAAUAUACACACAGUGUAUUAGUUCUCUUGAUAAAUGACAAUUAUUAUUUUAAUCGCUUUUACUAAUUUACAGAGUUAAUUACAUUGUUAAUUUGUCAUCAUAAUUAAUAGUAAUAUGAAAUGAUCGAGAAAAAUGCUCCUGUAGAAUAACAGUUAUUCUAGACUUUAAUUAUUUUAUCGUCAAUACACCCAUUCAUUAAUUCUCGUUGAUUUAAUUUGUCGCAUUAAAUUAGUGCAAUUGGCAGAUUGCUGAUUUUCUACGAUCUUUUACGCGAAAAUGUAAGAAUGCGUUUUUCCAGUUUUCCGAUUUCAUACUUUGUACAAGAUAUUCGUAAACAUUUAAUUUUCAUGCACAGCCUAACUUAUGUAAAAUAUUUUUUAUAUUUUAAUAUUAAUUGUUUGAUUGAAAAUAGCAGCAGUUUACAAUUAAAAUUUAAGAGUCUUACACACUAAAGCAUAGAGAACUUACUUGCGUGCAUAGAGAAUAAAAUUAUAAUACUGAUCUAUACGAACAAUCUGAGACACAACUAAGAAUAUCUGCUUGAUUCCUUCUUACUUAUGUUGAACUCUAUCUUUUUAUAAGUUUUAUUCUUUUUCUUUUGGAAGCAUCAAAAGCACACGUCUGCUUAAGUGACAGUUCACAAUGGCCUAACGCAUGAUUUCACAUUGUUAUAAAGACUUUUACGAUGGAGCACAUAGCAUUCAUGUACAAACAAACAAAUUAUGAUGAGAAUAUCAUCAGUCCUGGUAAAUCUGAGGAUACUUAUAAUUCCCGAUCAUAGAAGGAAUUAUUAAUUUAAAACAUGUAAUUACCUAACUAAAAAGCACUAUUUUUUUGUGUAAUAAUGCUACAAUAAUGCCGUAAUAAUGAUUCUGUCGGGGGAACGGAAUUCCCUACAAGCUAAUAUUUAUACGGAUAACUGCGUUCGAUUUUUUUUCAUUGAUGUAUCUUUGUAACAUACUGUCCAGUGUGACAAUUACAAUAGUGAAAUGGGACUCUAGUUUGUAAUGCUCUCGUUAGAAAUAUCUGUGUUAAAAGUCAAUCCGCUGAAAUCAAUGUGGGGAACGUCAGCGACAUAAUACCGUGCGAACCGCACCGAUACGAAGGAGCGUUAUCGGUACCACCGGCGGCAGCACGGCGGACUAUUAUACGAAUGCUGAAGCUGAUACGUGGUCGAAGCGAAGCGCACGAGCAGGACCUUGAAGCCGUCUCUCGCUGCGUUUACGAGCAUGCUCCGCUCGGUUAUCACGGAUUCCUGCAUCACGGGGAACCAAUUUCAAUGACGUCAACCGCACGAGCGUUCCGCACGCUUCUAACAAGCCAUGCAUCGCUAACGCGAGAUUCGUCGCGGUGUGACGACGAGACAGACGAUGAACGCAGACAAUCUACGGAGACAAUCAUGAGUCUCGCACUUGAUCUUGAUUACUGUUUACUGUUAAACUUGAGAGAUUCAGGUUUCAUGAUUCAGGCGAUUCAUCAUCUGAAAAUUACCGCAGUUUAGUUAACAAAAUAAACCUUUACCUAUCUGAAGGAACGUCGCAUUGUUCAGGCAGUUUGCGGAUCGCCGCCAGUUUACGUUAAACGGCCUGGCGCAUCAUCGGUCGAAUUAAUGAUCAGUUCAAAAUCUGGUUAUGGUCCAUAAAAAAGACCAACAAACCUCAAUAUUGAGUGCGACGAUAAACCUGUGAAUAAUCAUCUUUUAU
This is a messenger RNA of Ooceraea biroi (clonal raider ant), 1891 nucleotides long. RefSeq lists its product as uncharacterized. The record is from RefSeq and is a predicted model, not a curated record. Lineage: Eukaryota; Metazoa; Arthropoda; Insecta; Hymenoptera; Formicidae.